This is a messenger RNA of Zingiber officinale, 941 nucleotides long. Its product is annotated as cell division protein FtsY homolog, chloroplastic-like. Gene Ontology annotation, cellular component: membrane. The transcript is spliced from 5 exons. Gene Ontology annotation, molecular function: signal recognition particle binding; GTPase activity; GTP binding. Gene Ontology annotation, biological process: SRP-dependent cotranslational protein targeting to membrane. Lineage: Eukaryota; Viridiplantae; Streptophyta; Magnoliopsida; Zingiberales; Zingiberaceae. The record is from RefSeq and is a predicted model, not a curated record. Bases 1 to 864 code for a protein of 287 amino acids.
AUGAAACAGACGGCAGACGAACUGCACCAAGCAGAUGAAGCCGCCCGAGGUGAUUACAGAUUAGCAAUCAAUCUGAUUGCUACACAAACAACCAUUUUGGAAAGAAAAAAAAAAAAGCAACUGAAGAAAUUAAAAGUUAACACGAAGACGAGCAACAAGUGGCUUUGGCUUCGGCAGGUUCUUGCCCCGGAACUACUAUUUGAGUUCCUUUCAGUGAGUUUGAGUUUCCGGUCGACUCAGGCUUCGAUCGCAGAUGUCUCCGGGAAGAAGAGAUUCUCGCGCUGGAAAAAUUCCGUUGCGUCGUCGGUGGGCACCGCGAGAGAUUCUCGUGCUGGGCAAAUUCCGUUACUGGGAGUCUCUUCGUCAGCUUGGUUUCGGUGCGCAGCCGGGAAAACCGCCGGGUUCUUCACCCAGCUGGGUCGCUUCAUCAAGGAGAAGGCCAAGAGCGAUGUUGAUAAGCUCUUCUCCGGAUUCUCCAAGACGCGUGAGAGUCUCUCCGUUGUAGAUGAGCUCCUCCUCUACUGGAACCUCGCCGACACCGACCGAGUUCUGGAUGAGCUCGAAGAGGCACUUUUAGUGUCUGAUUUCGGCAAGAAAAUUUCGUUCAAGAUCGUGGACAGCCUUCAGGAAGAUAUACUAGCGGGGAAGCUAAAGUCUGGAAGUGAGAUAAAGGAGGCUUUGAAGACGAGCGUGCUCCAGUUGUUGACAAGCAAGGGCAGUAAGACAGAGCUUCAGCUGGGAUUUAGAAAACCUGCAGUGAUUAUGAUUGUUGGUGUUAAUGGAGGGGGAAAGACAACGUCUCUUGGUAAUCAUUUUGAUCUUGUAUGUUCACUUGCACAUUUUCCGUUUAUGCUUUCACCUUAAAGAAAGUAGCGGAGUGUAUUCUUUUCAUCCUUAGGCUAGGUACUUUACCCAAGUUACUCAGGUUUAUUUUUUGUGUA